Molecule: messenger RNA, 3534 nt
Organism: Brachypodium distachyon (stiff brome)
Lineage: Eukaryota; Viridiplantae; Streptophyta; Magnoliopsida; Poales; Poaceae
Product: probable leucine-rich repeat receptor-like protein kinase At5g49770
Exons: 18
Coding region: 383-3298 (971 amino acids)
Biological process (GO): protein phosphorylation
Molecular function (GO): protein kinase activity; protein binding; ATP binding
Source: RefSeq, a predicted model, not a curated record
CUGAACGCGCGCGGUGACCUCACCCUCAUCACCUUGCCCCGGUUGACCUCUUCCCUGCGCCUUUCGCUGGGGAAGAAGAAGAAGAAGAAGAAGCGGCUGCUCCUGGGUUGGUAGACAUUCAGCCACCAUAUUACACACGACCCAGCGCGUGGUCUCCCUCUUAUUUCCCUGCUAGUUUCGCGCUGCGAGGCUGCGACUAGACAUUAGACAAGGAAGAAGGAAGGAACUAGCGUUUCCGACGAAGCGGUCGGUCGAGCGGAGAAAGGCUUUGCUUAUACAGAGCGCGCGGCGGUGCGUUUGCUUGCUCCGGCGUGCGUCCAGCGCUUCCGGCGAAGCUACGAACGAUCAGGCAUCCAGGCGGUCGCCUCCGAGAGGAGGUUUAAUGGAGGCGGCAACGCGGCGGCGAGCUCUGCUGCUCCUUGUGCUGGUGGCGAGCAGCGUGCCGGCGGGGCUCUGCGCCACCAACGCGCAAGAUGUUUCGGCGCUCCGGUCGCUGAUGGGCCAGUGGAGCAACGUCCCGUCGAGCUGGUCGGCGACGGCCGGCGACCCCUGCGGCGCCGCCUGGGACGGGCUCAUGUGCGACGCCAACGGCAGGGUCACCUCGCUGAGGCUGUCGAGCGUCAACCUUCAGGGCACCCUCAGCAACAGCAUCGGCCAGCUUAGCCAGCUCAUGUUCCUGGAUCUUUCCUUCAACAUUGGUCUUGAAGGCACGAUGCCCGCUUCGGUCGGGAACCUUGCGCAGCUUACGACACUGAUUUUGGCAGGUUGCAGCUUCACCGGAAGCAUUCCUCAAGAACUAGGCAACCUGCAGAAGAUGACGUUCUUGGCACUGAAUUCGAACAAAUUUUCGGGCGGAAUACCGGCUUCACUUGGCCUUCUCUCAAAACUAUUUUGGCUAGACCUGGCUGACAAUCAGCUCACAGGACCUGUCCCAAUAUCAACAGCAACGACACCAGGACUUAACCUGCUUACCGGAACAAAGCACUUCCAUUUCAACAAGAAUCAGUUAUCUGGAACGCUUACAGGCCUGUUUAACUCUAAUAUGACUCUCAUACACAUAUUGUUCGACAGCAAUCAAUUCUCAGGCUCGAUUCCAGCUGAGAUUGGAAGCAUUAGCUCGCUCCAAGUACUGCGAUUGGAUAGGAACAAGUUGGUGGGAGCAGUUCCUAACAUCACCAACUUGGUCAAACUAAAUGAGCUGAACUUGGCAACCAACAGGUUAACUGGACUACUGCCAGAUCUCAGCACCAUGAGCGUAUUAAAUGUUGUGGAUUUAAGCAAGAAUGCAUUUGAUGCUCAAGUAGCCCCGAAUUGGUUCACAACUCUAACAAGUCUUACUUCAGUAUCAAUAUCUUCUGGGAAACUCUCUGGCGUGGUCCCCAAGGCCCUCUUCACAUUGCCCCAGUUGCAGGAAGUUGUACUUGACAACAACCAGUUCAACGGCACGCUUGAGAUAUCAGGCAGCAUCAGCAAACAACUGCAAACUGUUGAUCUGCGAUUUAACAGCAUAUUUGAUACCGCCACUACAAGCUACAAAAAGGCACUGGUGCUUCUAGGUAAUCCGGUGUGCGCCGAUGCAGCUUUUUCCGGUCAACCAUUCUGCAGCAUCCAGCAAGAGAACACGAUAGCGUACACAACUAGCACGUCCAAAUGUUCCUUGACAAGUACGUGCCGCAGUGAUCAGAGUAUGAAUCCCGCAAACUGCGGCUGCGCCUACUCGUACAAUGGCAAGAUGGUCUUCAGAGCUCCGUUCUUCAAGGACUUGACGAAUAGUGAUACAUUCCAGCAAUUAGAGACGAGCCUCUGGACGCAACUGAAGCUGCGGGACGGUGCGGUUUCCUUGUCGAAAAUCCACUUCAACAGCGACAACUACCUCCAAGUUCAAGUGAAUUUGUUCCCGUCAUCCGGGGCGCUCUUCAACGUAUCCGAACUCAUCAGCAUCGGCUUUGAUCUCAGCAACCAGACCUACAAGCCACCGGCAAAUUUUGGGCCUUAUUACUUCAUUGCAGAUCCAUAUGUCCCCUUGGCAGUUGCUGUUGAUGGUGGCAAAAAAUCAAAGUUCAGUACUGGUGCUAUAGCUGGAAUUGCAGCAGCCGGUGGGCUUCUUGUGAUUGCCCUCAUUUUUGUGGGAUUGUUCGCUUUGCGACAGAAGAGAAGAGCCAAGGAACUGGCAGAAAGAACAGACCCUUUUGCUUCAUGGGGCGCUGCCCAGAAAGACAGUGGCGGAGCUCCACAGCUGAAAGGAGCGAGGUUUUUCUCAUUCGAGGAGCUGAAAAGCUGCACCGACAAUUUCUCGGAUAGCCAGGAGAUAGGGGCAGGAGGCUACGGAAAGGUGUACAAGGGGACGCUGGUGGAUGGAAUGCGGGUGGCGAUAAAGCGGGCGCAGUCCGGUUCGAUGCAAGGCGCGCCGGAGUUCAAGAACGAGAUCGAGCUGCUGUCCCGGGUCCACCACCGGAACCUGGUGAGCCUGAUCGGGUUCUGCUACGAGCAAAAGGAGCAGAUGCUGGUGUACGAGUUCGUCUCCAACGGCACCCUCAGAGAGAACCUCGUGGUGAGAGGAUCAUACCUGGACUGGAAGAAGAGGCUGAGGAUCGCGCUCGGGUCGGCUCGAGGGCUGGCGUACCUCCACGAGCUCGCCGACCCGCCCAUCAUCCACCGCGAUGUCAAGUCCACCAACAUCCUCCUCGACGACAACCUCAAGGCCAAGGUCGCCGAUUUCGGCCUCUCCAAGCUCGUCGCCGACACCGAGAAGGGCCACGUCUCCACCCAAGUCAAAGGAACACUGGGUUACUUGGACCCGGAGUACUACAUGACGCAGCAGCUGUCGGAGAAGAGCGACGUGUACAGCUUCGGCGUGGUGAUGCUGGAGCUGGUGAGCGGGAGGCAGCCGAUCGAGAAGGGGAAGUACAUCGUGCGGGAGGUGAGGCAGGCCAUCGACCCGGCGGACCGGGACCACUACGGGCUGCGGGCUAUCGUCGACCCGGCGAUCAGGGAUGCCGCGCGCACCGCCGGGUUCAGGCGGUUCGUGCAGCUGGCGAUGCAGUGCGUGGACGAGUCGGCGGCGGCGAGGCCCGCCAUGGGCACCGUCGUCAAGGAGGUGGAGGCGAUGCUGCUCAACGAGCCAGCAGGGGACGGCGGGGUCAGCUCGGCGGGGUCGUCGGCCACGGAGUUCGAGGGCGCUGGCAGGGGCGCGCCCGCGCACCCCUACAGCGACGUGGAGAUCACCAGGGGCUCCUACGGCGGCGGCGGCGACACCGCGUCGGAUUACAUGCCCUACUUCGAGGUCAAGCCCAAAUAGAAUUUGUACAUUUUUUGUUCUCUGCUCGUUUUCAGGUUGUGAUGGAAUUGUACAUUGAUUUUGGGCGUACAUGUGUUGCAGAGUGUUGUGGUGCGUCAUAUAUUAGUAGAUUCUUUGUUCAUAUGUAAGUUCGUAUCAUGGUCAUGGCUAGCAUAUGUGUUAACACUUUGCUCUGAUCAUCCAAAUGAGUCCAUUAUUCAUUGCAGCCAGAGGAAUACAAAUGUUUAAUUCAGUCA